This is a messenger RNA of Anarrhichthys ocellatus (wolf-eel), 1971 nucleotides long. RefSeq names its product nebulin-like. NCBI's taxonomy places the organism in Eukaryota, Metazoa, Chordata, Actinopteri, Perciformes, Anarhichadidae. Gene Ontology annotation, cellular component: Z disc. The annotation marks the transcript as partial. Gene Ontology annotation, biological process: cardiac muscle thin filament assembly. The record is from RefSeq and is a predicted model, not a curated record. The transcript has 10 exons. Gene Ontology annotation, molecular function: actin filament binding.
AAGUACCACGCAGGAUACCGUAAGCAGUUGGGCCACCACAUCGGCGCUCGCUGUGUCCAGGACGACCCUCUGCUCGUGCUGGCUCUGAACUCAGCCAAGAUCGCCAGUGACGUCCUGUACAAGAAGGACUUCAACCAGUCCAAGACCAAAUUCAACCUGCCGGUGGACAUGCUGGCCUUUGAGCUGGCCAAGAAGAACCAGAUCCAGGUCAACCACACCAACUACAUCACCCGCCUCCACAACUGGACCUGUCUGCCAGACUCCACUGAUGUGGUCCAGGCCAGACGUGCUUAUGACAUACAGAGUGAUGCCGUCUACAAAGCUGACCUGAAGUGGCUCCAGGGCCUGGGCUGGGUCCCCAUUGGCUCAGUCGAGGUGGAGAAAGCCAAGAAGGCUGCAGACGCCUUGAGUGAAAGGAAGUACCGCCAGCACCCCUGGAAGAUUCCCUUCACCAGCACCACAGAUGCCAUGAACAUCGUACUGGCAAAGAAUAACGCUUUGACCAUGAACAAGCGCCUCUACACCGAGGCAUGGGACAAGGACAAGACCAAGCUGCACAUCAACCCUGACACGCCUGAGAUCGUCCUCUCUCAGCAGAAUGCUAUCAACAUGAGCAAGAAACUGUACAGACAAGGUUAUGAGGCCACCAUCAACAAAGGCUAUUUCCUCCCUGUGGAUGCAGUGUCUGUCAAGGCUGCCAAGGCCUCCAGGGACAUCGUCAGUGAUUACAAGUACAAGGUGGGGUACCGUAAGCAGGUGGGCCACCACAUCGGUGCUCGCUGCGUCCAGGACGACCCUCUGAUCAUGCUGGCUCUGAACUCAGCCAAGAUCGCCAGUGACGUCCUGUACAAGAAGGACUUCAACAAGUCCAAGACCAAGUUCCACCUGCCGGUGGACAUGCUGAGUAUUGAGCUGGCCAAGAAGUGCCAGAUCCAGGUCAACCACGCCAACUACAUCACCCGCCUGCACAACUGGACCUGUCUGCCAGACUCCAGUGAUGUGGUCCAGGCCAGAAAAGCCUACAACCUCCAGAGUGAUGCUGUAUACAAAGCCGACUUGGAUGAGAUCGUGGGCGUAGGAUGGGUCCCCAUUGGUUCACCUGAUGUGUUGAAGGCCAAGAAUGCUGGAAUAAUUCUCAGCGACCAUCUCUACAAGCUGAAACCAGACACACAGAAAUUUACAACUGACAUGACUUCUAUCCCCAUGGUCUUGGCCAAAGCGAACGCUGCAAUCAUCAACAAGAAAAACUACACUGAUGCUUGGGAGGCUGACAAGGUUAAGAACCAUGUGAUCUUUGACUUACCUGAGAUUCUGCUCUCUAGAGCUAAUGCUUACAACAUCAGCAAGAAAAUAUACAGGGAAGGUGUUGAGGAGAUGUUUAGGAAGGGCUACGACAUUAAGACCGAUGCCGUCUCUAUUGUUGCUGCCAAACGUGGAAGAGAAAUCAUCAGUGAUUACAAAUACAAGAUGGGGUACCGUAAGCAGGUGGGCCACCACAUCGGUGCUCGCUGCAUCCAGGACGACCCUCUGAUCAUGCUGGCUCUGAACUCAGCCAAGAUCGCCAGUGACGCCCUGUACAAGAAGGACUUCAACGAGUCCAAGACCAGGUACAACCUGCCGGCAGACAUGCUGACUCUGGAGCUCGCCAAGAAGUGCCAGAUCCAAGUCAACGACUUCAACUACAGAACUCAUCUGCACAACUGGACCUGCCUACCUGACUCCACUGAUGUGGUCCAGGCCAGAAAGGCUUACGACCUCCAGAGUGAUGCUGUUUACAAGGCCGACAUGGAAUGGAUCAGGGGAACAGGUUGGGUGCCAAUCGGUUCAGUUGAUGUGGAAAAAGCCAAGAAAGCCACCGAGAUCCUAAGCGAGAUUAAGUACCGUCAGCAUCCCAGCCACUUCAAAUUCACCGCCAAGACAACUGACAUUCCCUUUGUCCUGGCUCAGGCCAAUGCCCACACCAUGGACAAG